AUGAAAAUCGCUGGUCUUUCUAGCGGCCACUGUAAAUCAGUAAAUGUACAGAGGUAUCGGCGAAUUGAUGGCUUGAUCAAGCCACAGCAUAGCAGGUUCACUAUCAUCUGCAUUGAAGUUCAGAUCAGACCUGAAAAUUUCGAGAUGGCCAUGAACCGGAUGAUGAUGAUAUGGUACCUAGCUUUCUCAUCAAGGACCAAGGUCCAGCUACACUAUCUGCAGUGGAUUUUGGCAACUGGCAAGGAUAGCCCUUGCUUCAGGUCAGCGCCUUAUCAGUUAUCUGCAUCUAGAUGGAGAAUUUCUGUUGGGUCUGGACUGGCUUAUCUGCAUGCGGAUUGUGAUCCCAAGAUCCUUCAUCGCGAUAUCAAGGCAGCGAAUAUUCUCCUUGAUCACAACUUCGAGGCAAAGUGCCUUGAUCUUGAGGUCUUCCCUGAACUCAUCUUUCUCACAUCCUCUUUCUCCAUAGUUGAAGGGGGUGAUGAUAGGACAAAGAUCUAA
This is a messenger RNA of Linum tenue, 498 nucleotides long. Lineage: Eukaryota; Viridiplantae; Streptophyta; Magnoliopsida; Malpighiales; Linaceae. The record is from the annotation of a GenBank genome assembly.